AACGGGUGCUUGCGUGCUAACAGCGCAUGUUAGCCCCUAAAUCAAACAACAUAAUUUUGCGUUUAUUUUUCAACGCUACUGGUGACAUAUUGCACUAAUGGAGGUUCUUGGGUCAACAGAGAAAAUAAACGACCCAGGCCUGCCUCUUUCAUCUCUUCGCCUCCUGGUGCCCCCAUUGCAGCUUCUGUCUGCUGCUAUGUGGCAGCUGGCAAAGCAGAAAGAUGUGAUGAAUUACGAGAAGCUCCAGGAGUUUGUGUUCAUGGUGACAGAGGCUGUGCCUGGACUGAUCAACCACAGACAGAGAGCCCAGCUCAUUCUGGGUCUAAGGGCAAGGUUGAUUCUGGAGCUAUGCAAAGGCUCAGCACGAGGAUCUGUUGAUUCUCAAAUGAUCCAGAGCUAUUUGGACAGACUCCCAAUCACCUCUGCAAACACAGAUUACAGGGAUGCAGAGGUGAAAACAACAGAGUCCACUUUCAUUGCACUCGUUCAGAGCCUACUGAAAGAUCCUGUGGAGAGAGCAUACUUCUUCCAGGAAGUGUUCCCAGUGGAAUAUGGGCCACAAUAUGAUGCAGCUCUACAUGUGUUAUUGUGGGAGUUACUCUCAAAACUGGAAAAGCUACUGCCAAUACCAGACCUUAAACAGACUGCAGCCUGGCUCGGCUCUGCUCCUUCUGUUUUGGAGGAAUGUGUCUGGUCCUCGCCCGAAGAGCUGAGCUCGAUCUUCGAGCACUACAAGAGUUCAGGACUGCUGAAAAUGCCAUAUGGCCCUUCAUCCACCAUUGGCAGCUGCAUCAUGUCUGCUUUAUCCAUUCCUCCCUCACAAAAGACAAACCUCUCCGUUGGACUGGAAUCAAUCCAUAACUAUGCUAAUGUACUAAACCCUGUGACUUUUGUUGGAGCGGACCAGUACAGUGUGGUGGCCUUCUACACCGAGGUGGAAGUAGGAGCAUCUAACGUGGAUGAAGUAAUGAUCGAGUCAGCUCAAGUUCAAGUUCAAACAGAUUUCUAUGAGGAAGAGAUUGUGGCUGUAAGUGCGGAGAAUGUUGGUGGUGAGGAGUCUGUCGGCUUGAGAGCAGAAGAAACGGCUGAAACUGUGGAUGUUGCUAAAGCGCUGGAGACUCUGACCAAAACUUUUGCACUAAGGAAAGAGAGUCUCAGCCAAGACGUGCUGACAGGAAAGAGUAAUGAUUCAUCCCUAAAUGAUGAGUUUACGUCAGGAAAGGCUACAGAUGAAGGAAAAACUAAUGAAACAAGUGACCAAAGUGAUGAUAAAAAAGAAACGAUUGAAGAGGUGAAGGAUGAUUUCCAACCUGUAGGCACAGAGAGCAGCAUAAGCUCCUCUUGUACAGAACUGAAGGAUGACUACAAAUCCUUCUCUGGCCGUGAAGAAAUGACAGAUGUCUCCUGUGAAACUCCUGUUUCUGAAACACUACAGUCUGCCUGCUCGGCUAACAUCCGCAGAUCCUCUCGUCUACAGAUGAAGACCUCACCGAGCUGUCAGGAGAUGCGUAAAUUCAAGAGAUCGUGCAAAGCUGUCACAUCAGUUUCCCCCUCUGUGAUCGCAAUUAAAGGAAUCGAAGGUGAUUCUGAUGAAAUGACCUCCAUCAUCUUCACCUGCUCACAGUGUCCCUUCCACAGCUCAGAUGAAAACAGCCCUCCUCACUUCCACAUGCAGACAGUGGACAGGAGUCUGGCAGGAGCCAAAUUUACACCAUCUCCCUCCAGCACUGAUGAAAUAUUUACAUCCAUUAAACUUUUCCCCAGAGGAAACGCAGAGCAGUUCAAAGAGGAGCCACCUGAUAAUCAAAGCAAAGGAAAUGUUCCUCAGCCACACGGCAGACAGAAGGCCCUCACGUGUGAAACGUGCGGUAAGGCGUUCACCCGUACGUCAGACGUUAGGAGGCACCAGCUCACUCACACUGGAGAGAGGCCGUUUCACUGCUCACAGUGUGACCGAACCUUCCAGCACUCGUGGGAUCUGGCAAAGCAUGAGAGCAAACAUCACGGCGUGGCCAUCUCCUUUUCCUGCCAGCUGUGUAAAAGCUCCUUCACCAACCUCCGCGCGUUAACUGUGCACCACAAGAAGUCUCACUCACAGGAGAGCCAGCUGCCUCACAUCUGCUCCAUCUGCAGCCAGAGUUUUGCGACGUCCUCCGAGCUGCUCGAGCACAGGAAGUCCCAUGUCACCAGUAAACGCUACAUAUGUCAGCAGUGCGGCGAAGGCUUCGACUCCCUGCUUGCACGCUCCCAGCACCGGCAGGUGCAUCAAGUGAAGCAUCAGUUCAAGUGUCCGCAUUGUGAGAAGACGUACACUCGAAGGUCUGACGUGAAGAGGCAUCUAUCCACUCACACUGGUGAGCGUCCUUACCAGUGUAACCAGUGCAACAAACGGUUCUCGCUCCACUUUAUGCUCAUGAAACACCUGCGUGUACACACAGGCGAGCGGCCUUUCCAGUGCUCCCACUGCCCAAAGAGGUUCACGCUGUUGUCUGUGCUGGCCAGACACGAGAGGAUGCACACUGGGGAGAAACCUUUCCUCUGCUCCCAGUGUGGGAAGGGUUUUUUGUCUCAGGGAGAGCUUUCAAAACACCACAGGUCACACGUGGACGACAGACCCUACUCCUGCCCUCAGUGUGACAAACGUUUCAAGAGCAAGAAAACCCAGCAGGAACAUAUCAUCUCCCACACUGGUGCCCGCCCGUACCCCUGCUCCUACUGCGGGAAGGGCUUCACCAAACCGUAUGCACUGACCAGACACAACCUCAUUCACACGGGAGAGAGGCCGUUCCCCUGCGGACACUGCGAGAAGUCGUUUCUCACUCUCAGCGAGGCUCAGCUGCACCAGCGAAUUCACACGGGGGAGAGGCCGUAUCCCUGCAACAUCUGCGAACUCAAAUUCAAGAGCUCGUCUGAGCUGGCACGACACAAACGCAGCCACUCAGGGCAGAAGCCACUGAGGCCGUACUGUGAGCAGUGCAUGAAAACAUUCACAUCCAAGGUCAAGCUGAAGAAACACAUGGAGACGCACAGGGAGGAGGGAAGAGCGGCACAGUCUGUGGACUCCAUACAGCCCAAGGAAUCAAACAUCUGACUAUAUAAAAGAGACUCAUUGGUUAAAUGAGAGGAAUUUUGACAAAGAAUGUAUAUUGUUUCUGGGUGUUUAAGUUUAGAUGUUCAGCUUUAUCAAAAUUUCCUAAUUCUGAUUAGGAGAGAAUAUAUUUUAUACAGAUGAGGAGAGAAAUGUUUGUCCACAGUUACAUGUUCUGUAAGUGUCUGUCGCUUCCUCCAAACAUUACUCUGAAUCAUUUUGACAUAUCAGUGUUUUAUGUUUGCUUUUACUAUCUCCUUUUCCAAUUUGGUUUUAGGUUUGCAACAGGGAAACUACAAUUAUGUUUAAAACAGUUUGUUUUAAAUGGAAA
Messenger RNA from Toxotes jaculatrix (banded archerfish), 3419 nucleotides. Its product is annotated as zinc finger protein 184-like. The coding region runs from base 98 to 3091 and encodes 997 amino acids. The transcript has 9 exons. The record is from RefSeq and is a predicted model, not a curated record. Lineage: Eukaryota; Metazoa; Chordata; Actinopteri; Toxotidae.